CUUUAUGCUGAUCAGCAUUUUCAAAUUGAUGCCUAUUUUCCUUUCAUUGCUUUUGAUCAGCAGCAGUUCAGAGACACAUUCCAUGGUGGCUAUCUUUUAACUGACAGGAGGAAUUUUUCUUCAGUUGCUGAUUGCAUACUGUCUAUUCAGACAGACAUUUUACAGUGGCUUGUCAAUCAUGCAUUGAGUGUAUCAUUUUUGAAGCUGAUGGACAAAGACGAAGCAUGCUGUUUUGAACUCAUCUCCGUCCUCAAUCAUGUUUCUGGCCAUGUGGAUGGAUCAUUGGCAAGGCGAAAACAAAUGUGUUCUGAGAUUCGGUCGUUGAUCAUCACCAUGAAUGUUCCUAUAUUUUUCAUCACGUUUUCACCUGUCGAUAUCAACCAUCUGCUCUGUCUGUAUUACUGCGGUGAAUGA
Messenger RNA from Laetiporus sulphureus 93-53, 414 nucleotides. RefSeq lists its product as uncharacterized. The record is from RefSeq and is a predicted model, not a curated record. The transcript has a single exon. The annotation marks the transcript as partial. Lineage: Eukaryota; Fungi; Basidiomycota; Agaricomycetes; Polyporales; Laetiporaceae.